CGUCGACCCUUUCCAGGGGCUAUUGUCCGGCUUGGCCCGGAUGAGGGAGCUGGUGGCCGAGCUCUUGGGCCCCCAGGUACAGCCGGAAGCAGCUCCAGACGGGGCCUUGAUCGAAAAAGUUAUUGUGGAGUCUGCCACCACCACUGCUGCUGCCAAGGCCGCCGCCACUGGAACAUCUGUGCUGCGGAGCAUCCCCAGGCAGCACAUGGGAAGUUACUGACAGCUAUAUCCAGCCCUUGCCAAAUACAUGUCAUUCUCCACACAUCUAGUGUGAGAUCCGUCCAGAUACAAGGUGGGCACCAUGGCUGAGAACUCUCAAUGCUACUACUGCAGGGACUCCCUGCAGGGGAAGAAGUACAUGGAGAAGGAUGGCCACCAAUGCUGCCUGAACUGCUUUGACAAGUUCUGCGCCAACACCUGUGUGGAAUGCUAUAAGUCCAUCAGUGCGGACUCCAAAGAGGUGCACUAUAAGAACCGCUACUGGCAUGACGCCUGCUUCCGCUGUACCAAGUGCCUGCACCCUUUGGCCAAUGAGACCUUUGUGGCCAAAGAGAGCCAGAUCCUGUGCACCAAGUGUAGCAUGCAGGAGGCCUCCCCCAAGUGCAAGGGCUGCGGACAGGUCAUUAUGGCAGGAGAUAUGAAUGUGGAGUACAAGGGGACCGUCUGGCACAAAGACUGUUUUACCUGCAGCAACUGCAAGCAAAUCAUUGGGACCGGAAGCUUCUUCCCUAAAGGGGAGGACUUCUACUGCGUGACUUGCUACGAGGCCAAAUUUGCCAAGCAUUGUGUGAAGUGCGCCAAGGCCAUCACAUCUGAAGGAAUCACUUACCAGGAUCAGCCCUGGCAUGCUGGGUGCUUUGUGUGUGCUACCUGCUCUAAGAAGCUGGCUGGGCAGCGUUUCACUGCUGUGCAAGACCAGUAUUACUGUGUGGAAUGCUACAAGAGCUAUGUGGCCAAGAAGUGUGCUGGAUGCAAGAACCCCAUCACUGGGUUUGGUAAAGGCUCCAGUGUGGUGACCUAUGAAGGACAAUCCUGGCACGACUACUGUUUCCAUUGCAAAAAAUGCUCCCUGAAUCUGGCCAGCAAGCGCUUUGUUUUCCAUGAGGAGCAGGUGUACUGCCCUGACUGUGCCAAAAUGCUAGUAAAGUGAC
Molecule: messenger RNA, 1151 nt
Organism: Molossus molossus (Pallas's mastiff bat)
Lineage: Eukaryota; Metazoa; Chordata; Mammalia; Chiroptera; Molossidae
Product: four and a half LIM domains protein 1-like
Exons: 2
Coding region: 302-1150 (282 amino acids)
Biological process (GO): muscle organ development
Molecular function (GO): transmembrane transporter binding
Source: RefSeq, a predicted model, not a curated record